GCUCAGUUGCACGCACACAACCACUUCUCUUGUACGGCUGACCAAUUCAACGACUGGACAAUGGAACUACUUACAUGAUAGAGAUGAUGCAGUCUCCACUCUCUAUAUUUCUGAUUGUUGCUCUAAUAUCCUCUGCAGUAGUAUAUGCUGGCCCUAUACCAGAUGCAGAUAAACCAUUACUCCAUGGAAUACUAGGACCAGAUGAAGGACAUCUUCAUGAGAGAGAAUUGAUUGAGGAACAACGUCUAGCACCUCCAGGGGUAGCAGGAGAAGUUGAAGGACAUCUUCAUAAGAGAGAAUUGAUUGAGGAACAUCGUUUAGCACCUCCAGGGAUAGCAGGAGAAGUUGAAGGACAUCUUGAUAAGAGAGAAUUGAUUGAGGAACAACGUCUAGCACCUCCAGGGAUAGCAGGAGAAGUUGAAGGACAUCUUCAUAAGAGAGAAUUGAUUGAGGAACAACGUCUAGCACCUCCAGGGGUAGCUGGUCCAGGAACAAUGAUUCCUCCAGGAAUACCAGGAGUAAUUGAAGAAGACAGGGUUGCAGAAGACAAGCCUUCUACAGGUUUAGCUGAAGACCAUCAAAAGAGAGAAUUGGCUCUACAGCAAGAAACAGCUGGUCCAUUUGCUCAAUAAAUAUCAAUCCUAACAAUGGAAAAUGACUAUUAUUUUAAUAAUAAAAUUACAAUUAUUAUUAUUAUUAUUAUUAUGCUGCUUUAUUAAAAAUUUUUUUAUUA
This is a messenger RNA of Amphimedon queenslandica, 733 nucleotides long. RefSeq lists its product as uncharacterized. The transcript is spliced from 2 exons. The record is from RefSeq and is a predicted model, not a curated record. The coding region runs from base 75 to 632 and encodes 185 amino acids. Lineage: Eukaryota; Metazoa; Porifera; Demospongiae; Haplosclerida; Niphatidae.